CUCUGCGCUACUCUUUAUACGUGAGCAGAAAUGGUAAGAAAUGAUGUGAUGGUCAAACAUUAAUUAGGGUUAGGGCAGAGAGGUUGUCUGACUCUAAUAGCUAUAUAGUUAAUUAGCUAGUAUUUACAGUUGCAGGGUUGGAACUUUCGGAAGGUUAUAAUAUGGAAGAUGAUUUGAGUAGUUCUAGUCACAAGCAGAAGGAAAAAGAAGCAAAUAUUGAAGAUCAUGAGAUUCUCAAAAAGAAAAUCUCUACUCAUCCUUUAUAUGGUUUGUUGAUUGAAAAUCACUUGGACUGCUUGAAGGUUAGUGGAAUCAACGGCGAACUAGAGGCAAAUGAUGGCUGCGGAGAUAUGAAACAGCUUGACUACAACUGCAAUGCAAAUUUAGGCGUGCUUGGACAUUCUGACCUCGAUCACUUCAUGGAAGCAUAUUGCUUGGCACUUGGGAAGCUGAAAGCAGCAAUGGAGGAACCUCGGCAGAAGUCUAUGGAGUUCAUAACUAACAUGCAGUUGCAACUUGAGGAUCUCACAAACAACUCCCAUCUACCUGAUCAACCUGCACCCGCCUCACUUUCUGGUGAAAGCUAGAGAUGACUGUAGCACAAGGGCCAUGGGACAAAGAUGAAUUCUGCAGGGUUUAAGAUGUGCUUUCAGAACCAUUUAUAUGAAUAUUGCAGAAUGGUAUUUGCCACCAUUGAUCACGUUUGUGAGUUGUGACAAUUUGAAGAACCUGUAAACAUGUGUUAUCUGGUCCUUAAUCAAACAUUAGAUAUCAAGAAGUGAAUUUUAGGCAUAUGAGUCGGUAAAAAACACUUAUGUCUUGAAUUCAGAAUAUUUUCUUUUUAAUUUUUCA
This is a messenger RNA of Pyrus x bretschneideri (Chinese white pear), 852 nucleotides long. RefSeq names its product homeobox protein knotted-1-like 6. The transcript has 4 exons. NCBI's taxonomy places the organism in Eukaryota, Viridiplantae, Streptophyta, Magnoliopsida, Rosales, Rosaceae. The record is from RefSeq and is a predicted model, not a curated record. Gene Ontology annotation, cellular component: nucleus. Gene Ontology annotation, molecular function: DNA binding. The coding region runs from base 162 to 587 and encodes 141 amino acids.